Messenger RNA from Fusarium pseudograminearum CS3096, 906 nucleotides. RefSeq lists its product as uncharacterized. Gene Ontology annotation, cellular component: endoplasmic reticulum membrane. Lineage: Eukaryota; Fungi; Ascomycota; Sordariomycetes; Hypocreales; Nectriaceae. The transcript has a single exon. Gene Ontology annotation, biological process: regulation of store-operated calcium entry. The coding region runs from base 1 to 906 and encodes 301 amino acids. The record is from RefSeq and is a predicted model, not a curated record.
AUGAUACCCAUUUCACUCGCCUAUCUUCUCGCACUCCCAGCUCUUACGCUGGCUGCUCGCCCAAAGGAUGCCAUUAAGCUAUCCGAUGUGAAAUCUCUCACUCUCCGUGGCAAUGGCGCUAUGACGAACCAUCGCCGCGUUGGCGCCAUUCCCCAGCUGCGCUGCGUCUCCAAGAAGGCCCUUUGUGAAAUCUACGACAUGGACGUGAUGCGCUGCACCAACGACGGCGCAGGUUGGGGCGACGAGGAUGUCCAAUGGAGCUGCACUGCAUCACUUCCCGAGGAGCUCAAGCUCACCACCACAGAUGUUAUCUGCGAAGGUUACAAUUCUCCUGAUGAUCCUUAUGUCCUCAAGGGUAGCUGCGGUGUCGAGUACCGGGUUGCCUUGACGAGAAAGGGCGAGCGUCGUUACCCCAACAUCGCCAACGGAGGCUGGUUCAGUGAUGGUCGCGGCGGCACAGACUGGGGAGCCUUGCUCUUCACCAUCAUUUUCGUUGGUGUACUCGGUUGGAUUAUCUACUCGGCAUGCUACAGAGCACAGGAAGCUGGCACUAACCCCAACCGACCUCGACGUCGUGGCGACGGCUGGUCUUCUGGCGGAUGGGGUCCUGGUUGGGGUCCCGGAGGCGACGAUCCUCCCCCUCCAUACCCCGGAACCAAGCCCUCAUCUCAGUCUAGCAACUCCUGGAGGCCUGGUUUCUGGAGCGGUGCAGCAGGAGGAGCCGCCGCGGGAUAUCUGGCUGGCAACCGCAACCAAAAUCGGUACAAUAAUCACAACGAUGGCUAUGGCAGUUUCGGACGAGGAGGGUCAGGAAUGGGUGGAGGAUGGGGUGGUCGCUCAGGAUCCUCAUCCAACGAGUCUAACCGUCACGAGAGCACUGGGUUUGGUUCAACCAGCCGAAGAUAG